CUAUUAUUUUCCUGCUGAUUCUAUGCACAUAGGUAAAAAAACCUUCUGUGUGCAGCAGUGCCCCCAGACCCCUUAAUGCCCAAGCGAUGUGUACGACAGCCUCAGCUGUCCCGAGUCUCUGCCUCCUCAACUCAAUUCACAACUUGUGUGAAUGGAUACACAGAGCAGUGGGUGCCCCCAUAGCAAGCUGCUUGCUGUGGGGGCACCCGACAGAAUGGAGGAGCCAGGAGAGCCUGUGGGGGACUCGAGAAGAGGAGAAUCCAGGAUGCUCUGUGGAAAACCACUGCACACAGCAGGUAAGUAUA
This is a messenger RNA of Staurois parvus, 305 nucleotides long. NCBI's taxonomy places the organism in Eukaryota, Metazoa, Chordata, Amphibia, Anura, Ranidae. The record is from the annotation of a GenBank genome assembly.